Messenger RNA from Lineus longissimus, 8725 nucleotides. Its product is annotated as maltase-glucoamylase-like. The coding region runs from base 135 to 5675 and encodes 1846 amino acids. The transcript is spliced from 42 exons. The record is from RefSeq and is a predicted model, not a curated record. Gene Ontology annotation, biological process: carbohydrate metabolic process. NCBI's taxonomy places the organism in Eukaryota, Metazoa, Nemertea, Pilidiophora, Heteronemertea, Lineidae. Gene Ontology annotation, molecular function: alpha-1,4-glucosidase activity; carbohydrate binding.
ACCAAAUAUAGGUUGUCCAGAUCUGCUGUCUGUCACCUUGUAAUUCUGGAUUAUCUCGUCAUUUGACCAUAUUGCAGGUCCUAAUUGUGGACUGGAAUAACCAUCUCUUCUGACGACCAAUCUGAGACGCAAACAUGGCGGGGGAGUGCGACAAGAAGCAGUUGCUAAUUUUUGUUGGUAUUCUAGCAGUCAUUGCUGUGAUCAUGGUACCGACUAUAAUUCUCACCUCAAGACCACGGACGGACGAUGUGACUUCUCCUCCGACAACCGAUGAGCCGCCUGCGACGGAGGCGGAGAUGCUCAGGGUGAACUGUCUUCCCGAUGUCGCUGGUCUAUCGGGAGAGGUGUCAAAAGAAGUUUGUGAUAAUCGAGGCUGCAUCUUUGCACCAUCCGCCAACUCAAAGGUUGCAGCUUGUUAUGUGCCUUCUGCGGACCAUGGCUACAGAAUGAUAGGAGAGACAAAGCCCACUAGUUUAGGUUUCGAGGUGGAGCUUUCAAUGAAACGUAAGGGUCUAUUUGGAGGCGACAUCGACAAUGUGACGUUAGCGGUGGAGAUGAGGAGUAACGACAUGCUACGCUUCAAGUUUUAUGACCCUGCCUCGAGUCGUUACGAAGUUCCAAUUGAGCUACAUCUGGGAGGCAUCAAGGCGAGGACGCCUCGAUACGAGUUCAAAAUAACCAACCAGGACCCGUUCGCGUUCCAAGUUAUUCGCCGCAGUAGCGGGACAGUUCUAUGGGAUACCAGUGUAGGAGGAUUUAUGUUUGCCGACCAAUUUCUCCAAAUAGCAACGAAGCUUCCAUCAAGAAAUAUCUAUGGAUUCGGAGAAAACCUUCACCACUCUUUCCGACAUGAUCUCAACUUCCGAACAUGGCCGAUGUUUGCCCGCGACCAGCCUCCAAGUUUCUGGGGUGAGAACCUAAACUUAUACGGAGUGCAUCCCUUUUAUACCAAUAUUGAGAACGACGGGCAGUCGCAUGGGGUGUUUCUCCUCAACAGCAAUGCUAUGGAUUACAGCCUGACGAAUGCUCCGAUGCUGACCUACAGAACCAUUGGCGGCAUCCUCGACUUCUUCGUCUUCCUCGGUCCAUCGCCGGAAAACGUUAUACAACAGUACACAAAGCUUAUCGGCCGCCCCUACAUGCCACCCUACUGGAGCCUUGGCUUUCAGUUAUGUCGUUACGGCUACAAUAAGCUGGCAAAUCUUAAAGAUGCAGUCGACAGGACGAAACAGUUUAACAUUCCACACGAUGUGCAGUACGCCGACAUCGACCACAUGGACACAAGGAUGGACUUCACUGUGGACUCAGUCAACUUCGCUGGACUUGCAGAUUAUUUCGAUGAGCUUCGAUCAGGUGGAAUGAAAACAAUCAUUAUUCUGGACCCUUGCAUCAUCACCAAUGUUUCCAACUACCGCCCCUACGACCUUGGCAAGGAGAUGGAUGUGUUCAUCAAAUGGCCGUCCAAGGAAGCCACGCCACCGGCUGAUUACGCUGAUAUCAAUGCUACAUAUAUGCUAGGCUUCGUCUGGCCCCAAGGAAAGGUGGUAUUCCCUGACUAUCUAAAGGAGAACACCAGUAUCUACUGGAAGGAGCUGAUUGUUGAGCAUCGGAAGAACCUUUCUUUCGACGGACUCUGGAUCGAUAUGAACGAACCAGCCAACUUUGGCACCAAUGGUGAACGGCCAUUUAACUGGCCGGUAGACGCGAAACCAUAUUGGGCAUUGAAGUGCCCCGAGUCUAAGUGGGACGAUCCACCUUACAGAACAUGGGCUGCAUCGAUCCACGACCAGAGCAAAGACAUCUUGGGUCGCCUCUCCGACAAGACCCUCUGCAUGGUGGGAACCCACGGAGAUGGCAAGUACAAGCAUUACGAUGUCCACAAUCUCUAUGGAUGGAGCCAGUCAAAACCUACUUUAGAUGCCCUGCGAGCAGCCAACCCAGGAAAGCGUGGAAUGGUCAUCUCCCGGUCUACCUAUCCAAGUAGUGGGACUUCUGCUGGUCAUUGGCUUGGAGACAACGUCAGUCAGUGGAGGGACCUCCACGAGUCAAUAGUCGGAAUGUUAGAGUUCAAUCUGUUCGGAAUUCCGUAUGUCGGUUCAGACAUAUGCGGUUUCUGGGGAGAGUCGAACGCGGAACUCUGCAAGAGGUGGAUGCAACUUGGGGCCUUUUACCCCUUCUCAAGGAAUCACAACGGAGAACUUAAUACCCCUCAAGAUCCUGGCUACUAUGGCGGUGAUGUUGCUGAACUAUCACGCGACUCCUUGGAAACCCGUUACCGUCUGCUACCGUAUCUGUAUACUCUGUUCCAUAUUGCUCACACCAGGGGCAACACUGUGGUCCGAGCUCUUCAUCACGAAUUCCCUGCAGAUACAGCAGCCCUCGGUGUUGAUAGACAGUUCCUGUGGGGUGAGGGCCUUCUGAUUUCUCCCAUUCUCGAAAUGGGUCAAUCGAAACUGGAGUUUUAUCUGCCAGGGAAACAAGGAUGGUAUGAUUAUUAUACGGGCAAAGUUUUAACCACCAAGGAGAACGAGAUGCUUGUGGAGCCAAAGACUCGUAUACCUCUUCAUAUCAGAGGAGGAUACAUUCUGCCCACACAAGAACCAGCUAACAAUACAUAUUUUAGUCGCCAAAAUAGUUUUGGUUUGAUUGUUGCUCCCUCUGUACAAGAUGGCCGUUCAUCUGGCGAGUUGUUCUGGGAUGAUGGAGACUCUGUUGAUACAUACGAGAAUGGUAGAUACUACAUGGCAAGAUUUAUGGGCGAAAAGUCUAGAAUAAGCAUGACGAUAGAGUAUAACAGUGGAGUGCCAGAGAUUGAACAAAGGAUUCUCGAUUCAAUUAGGAUAUUCCACGUCGAUUAUAAUUCUCCAUGGGUGUAUAUAAAUGGAAAUAUAUCCCACAACAGCUAUUCAUACGACAAAGCGAAUAAGGUUUUAACACUGGAUAACCUCAACCUGAAGAUGACAGAGGACUUUACCAUAGAAUGGAGUUCAAGAAGAUUACCAACUACAGAGGAGGCCCAUCGCCUGAACUGCUUUCCCGAAUGGCUAGAGCAUUCUUCUCUGACGGAAGCUAAAUGUCUGAACAGAGGAUGCGUGUGGCAACCGGUACCAGAGAAUGAUAAUGUACCAGCAUGUUACCUAAACAAGACAACCUUUGGUUACACCAUGGUGUCCGAGGUGGCUACGCCGCUGGGAAAAAGAUUCAACUUAAGAUGGCUCAGUUCUUCCUCGAUGUUCGGUGGUGACAUACAUAAUGUCACAUUAGAUGUCGAGAUGGUCGACACGCAAAAGUUUAGGAUUAAGCUUUACGAUCCCAACAACGCUCGAUAUGAGGUUCCGGUUCCACUAAACUGGGGCACCACAAAGGCUGGUGUGGUGGAUUUUGAAAUCCUCGGAGGCAACUACGCCAAUGGAGUAUUCGGCCUCAAGAUAUCCAGGAAAAGUACCGGGCAGAUGAUAUGGGAUACAACAGUAGGUGGCUUGGCGUUCGCGGACCAGUUCCUCCAACUUGCCACGAAGCUUCCGUCUGAAGAUAUCUACGGUAUUGGAGAAAACCGCCACGAUUCGUUCAAACACGAUAUCAACUACCAGGCGUGGCCGUUAUUCUCACGAGACCAACCACCUGAGUCAAAUCACAAAAACCUUUACGGGGUUCAUCCGUUUUAUAUGAACGUGGAAGACGCGGCUGGACACGCCAAUGGAGUACUGCUCCUCAACAGUAACGCAAUGGAGAUCAGCCUCCAGCCUGGGCCAAUCCUGACCUACAGGACUACCGGGGGCGUCCUGGACUUUUACAUCGUCCUCGGGGACUCCCCAGAACAAGUCGUCCAGCAGUACACAGAGAUCAUUGGUCGGCCAUAUCUUCCGCCAUAUUGGAGUCUUGGCUUCCAACUCUGUCGCUAUGGCUACAACUCUCUGGAAAAUCUCAAGGCAGCUGUGAAGAGAACUAUGGAUGCUGGCAUACCACUGGAUGUCCAAUACGCGGACAUCGACCACAUGGAUGAGAGAAAGGACUUUACCUGGGACGCCAAGAAAUUUGCUGGUCUACCGCAAUACGUUAAGGAGCUACAGAGUGCAGGAAUCAGGUUUAUUACAAUUUUGGAUCCUGCCCUUCUUGCAGAGGACUCAAAUUAUCACCCGUAUGUGCUCGGAAAGGCAAUGGACGUGUUCAUCAAAUGGCCAAAUGGGACCAGUCCUGACUUUGAGUAUUUUAAGGAUCACAACAUGUUAGGUUAUGUUUGGCCGGCUGGUAAAGUUGUCUUCCCAGAUUACCUGAAGCCUGCUACUCACGACUAUUGGCAGACACUGAUUGUUGACCACCACAGUAACAUAUCAUUUGACGGCUUAUGGAUCGAUAUGAAUGAACCAGCAAACUUCGGCACAAAUGAAGACAAGCCCUUCAACUUGCCAGAAGGUGAUCCUGAAUGGAGCUUGAAAUGUGCCACAACAAGCUUAGAUGAUCCGCCGUAUGUGCCAGCAACAUUCAAAGGGAAGCGCCUCUCCGACAAGACUCUCUGCAUGGUUGGAUUGCAGAAUGACUCCAUGUACCACCACUAUGAUGUUCACAGUCUGUACGGAUGGAGUCAGACCGAACCAACACUGAACGCACUGCAACAGGCGACAGGGGAACGCGGUAUUGUCAUAUCUAGGUCGACCUACCCCAGCAGCGGCGCCAAGAGCGGCCAUUGGCUCGGGGACAACGUUAGUAGCUGGCGGAGCAUGAGGGACUCUAUCAUCGGGAUGUUGGAGUUCAAUCUCUUUGGAAUCCCAUACAUUGGUGCGGAUAUCUGCGGUUUCUUUGACAAUGCGACAAGCGAGUUGUGUCAGAGGUGGAUGCAGAUUGGUGCCUUCUAUCCAUUCUCGAGGAACCACAACGGAAUCAAUUACAAGGAUCAAGAUCCAGCAGCCUUUGGUCAAAGCGUGGCAGCUUCGUCUAAGAAGGCAUUGGAAAUCCGUUAUGAGCUGUUGCCCUAUUUGUACACCCUCUUCUACCAGGCGAAUACUGAAGGAAGGACGGUUGUCAGAUCUCUUAUGAACGAGUUCCCGACGGACCUGAACUGUCGCAGCAUUGAUCGUCAGUUUAUGUGGGGUUCUGGGCUGAUGAUAGCUCCAGUGUUGGAAGAAGGAAAGACAAGCGUAGAUGCCUAUUUGCCUGGAGCCCGAUGGUUCGAUUACUACUCAGGUGCUGAGGUUACCGGUUGCCCAAGAGUGUUUACAGCAGCAGCUCCUCUGGAUACUAUUCCUCUGGUCAUCCAAGGUGGGAACAUCCUCCCAACACAGAAACCGGCCAACAAUACUCACUACAGUCGCCUCAAUCCAUUUGGUUUGAUUAUUGCACCAGAUGAGAACGGACUGGCAGCAGGUACCUUGUUCUGGGAUGAUGGAGUCGGAAAAGAUACAGUCAAGGCGAACAAGUACUUUCUUGCCAAUUUCACCUACGCUCAGGUGAUGCGUACAAUUGAGGUGAAAAAUCUAUCUGACACUGGGCCUGACAUGUCCUCCAUGACAUUGAACAGUUUGCGGGUUUUUGGAGUUAUCACUAAACCUAAAGAACUACUCCUUGCUGGCAAUCCAAUCAAAGUGGCAUACUCCUAUGAUGCUGAAUCUAAGGAACUUCUUGUUGAAGAACUUGGUCUACGAAUGAACACAGAUAAUUUCGUGCUAUCCUGGCAGUAAUCAUAAGGAAAACAAAGAAAUGGAAAGAGGAACGCUGAUGCAAUAGUGUGAUAGCUGGCCAAUCAGUCCCACCUAGUUUUUCUUGAAUGGAAGAGAGGAUUCAGUAAAGUUCUUUGUGGAUGACUUUAUGUUUGUCAUCAAACGCUCGAGGAUACAAUUCUUUACAAAAUAUAAGUUUUAUAAAUAUGGUUUUUUAAUGCGAUAAAGUUUCAUUCAGAUAUGCCGUGUUGCAUGGACGUAGAGAAGUACUUUCCUUUCAAAAUUCACGCGAAGUGCUGGGCCAAUAAAAACGCCCCAUGUGAUAAGGGUCUUAUAGGGACCCUCGGCCUCUUAAAGCUACAGGUUCUGGGCUUAGCGUUAUGACGGAUUCUGCCCGAGUCCGCGUCAAAUACCGGUACGAAUUUCUUUACCCUCACACUGACAGGCUUCUUUCCCCGAUAAUAUACAAAAACGAGGUUUCCAUUCGUAUAAUCAAACGCCAUUUUACCCCUUUCAUGAAUUGGUGCACAGUUGAGAAGUUUAAGUUUAAGUUUGAUUUUUGUUCUUGAGUUCGACGAACACGGCAUUGAAAACGUAGCAAGACAAAUCUCGGAACACCGACCACGAUGCUUAUUGCAAUUUAUCCCAAGUUCUAAAACUAUUUCACCAUUUAUCGGCUCAUGCAGUGAUUGUUGCAACCAGCAAAUACGAAUAUCAGGAAGUUCUAAAGUUAUUUUCUGUGUGUAACUGCUUUUCUUUGUAAGAAGAAAGAAACUUUUCUGUAAUGGAACGCGGACUAAAAUGUCACCACUUCGCCCUAAUAUCAGACACGCGUGACGCCAUGCCCCAGAAAUUGGUGAUGGUCAAAAACGUAUUAUUCUAUAGGAGUAUCGAUAGACAGCCCUCUGGGGUUUUAUCAAGAGAUCCAACCUUUCACCCUUAAGUUGAAAUUCUGAUUUGCAAAGCCAAAUUUGAAGUGAUGGACUAUCAGGUCUCCUCUGUCGGGGUACUCCUCUCCUGGGGUACUCCUCUGCUGGUGAAACCAUGGCUAUUAGAGAGCGCCUUUCACUAUCAUCGUCACUUUGAUCGAAAGUAAGAAAUUCUACAUUCAUUUUUGGCCUGAUGAUAACACCUCCAAAAAUCUUUCCAGAACUGAAAUCUAAAACAUGCUUGCCAUUUUUAUCAUGAGUCUGAGCAAUACAUAAAUAAGAGUACAUGUAAGUCAGCUCAAUGUAGAGUUGGUUGAAAUUGUAAGUUUUUCUGACAAAGGGUUUCCGAGCGAUGUCGAUGUUUGGUGCCCAUGUGAAGGUCACAAUACGGGAAUGAACAGACUGCUGUCGCCGAACUGAUGACGACACUCUCAGCAUGAUAACAAACACAUUGUUUAAGAAAUAUACCUUGUUUCCUGGACUCCUCAAAUACGAAGAGUGCUUUGACGGAAUAGCGAAUCCAAUUAGUGUGUCGUGGUCGAUGAAGGUUCUGCUAUAUGGUCUGAGACAAACGGGGAAAAUGAAAGUCCAGUAUUAUACAAAGAAUCGGCUACACAACAAGUUUCAGUGCCUCUACUGAGUACUUGACAGCAACGCUAUCUGUAACAUAGCCUAAUUUUGGCCAGUGUGAUAAAAUCAAGAACCCAUUUUGUAAUCUAUCACGAAUUUCGUAAUUCUAUCACAUUGGUAAAGUACCGGAAUGCUUUCGUUUCAUUGAAAUUUGAAACGAAACACCGCUCUUCGCAAUCACACUGUAUGGGAAGUUUCAAUGAAUGAACUGCAGAAAAAUCAACUUGACUUGGAUUGGCCCACGGAUCUUUGGAUUGACGGUCCACUACUGUACCGUUGAGGUGUCGAGAUUUUCUGUUUUUUUCGGAACUAACACCAUUACAAGCGCCAACGGCUCGGGGCUUCUUCGAUCGUAUUGAGAUUUUUAAUAUUUUUCCAUAGGAUUCGUCAAUUUGCUUCGGUAAAAAAAUCAGUACUUGCGUAUCAUAUCCUUUUAUAGCAAAUGAUUCAUGCAUAUCAAUAAUUACUUAGGCAAAAUAUAGGAAAGCUAACCAAAUAUUUAUUAGCAAAACCAUCUACGACGAAGCAAUUGUAUAAUGAACAUCAAUCUAAUGUAUGGCAGGAGUACAGUGCAUUAGGAAGACCAAAGGUGUGUGCGAAUUCUAAUUCCUGGACGCCUUUGCCACACUCGAGACCUCAGUUUUGUAUUUUCUUCUUUGUAUUGCCUGAUAUUCCAUGAUAUUUUAAGUACCCAUCAUAUUCUCCUCACAAAAAGCACGAAUUCAACCGAUGACACACCUUUAUCAGAAAAAUCCUAUCAUCUAUACCAAGUGCUCUCUUCCUGUCCUUGUUACACCCUUCUGUGGAUCCAUACACAUAUGGUCGACAUAUCUUUUGUUUGAAGUUAUACAUGAGUGCGGAUGCUCUGGAGUCGGAAUAACAUUGCUCCGCACACUGGGUCAGUGACCGGGCAGGAAAUGAUCUCCCGAAUAAUAUAGGGUAGUAUACCCUCACACGACGAAUAAAGACAAAUGACAUCUCAAUAACACAUCCCUGCCUCUGAAUUUGCAGGAUCAAAACAACUAACAGAACAUACGAACUCAUUCGUGCCAUUUCAUCCGCAAGUCAGUCGCGAGCCAGUAAUUUAACAACACUUUUAUGAUCUGCGUUAGUUUUUUCCCUUUAUAAAUAAAGCGAUUCCGCACUGGCGACUCACCAGUUUCCACACCAGUCUGGCAAAGAGGUGUCGCCAAAACGAGCUAUUUUGCCUGAACUACGACUGGACUUAUUCGUCCUUCCAACUAAAGGACGACAUGUUGGCCAUCGCCGUUGCCUUGUUACUAAUGUCGCCAUCCGCCAUCCGCACUGCCAGUCCAGGUGCUGAAGGAUAUCACCUUCAAGCAGACGUAAAGAACUAGAGUGUCAUCCUUGCGGUUAAACCACAGUUACUUAUUAAGGUGCAAACCAUAGGUCUCUAAAAAGGCCUUUCUGUCAGAAACACGUCAAUCGAUUCUGAGUACAAGUCAUUGUAUAACAGGCUUUUCAACGCAUCGAACAAUCGAUUCUUUAAGU